AUGCUCUCACCAACAUUGCUUCGCUGUGUUGUCGGCGAUACAAAUGCCCACACUGAGGCGCGCGACAAGACGCCUGCUUACUAUACCUCGCCUCUUUCAGUGAAUGAUGCUAAGCGCAACGGAUCGCGGGAGUUUAUAGUCUCGGUUCGUGGUGCAGUCAAUGAGGAUGGAAGCAAGAAAUACCCUCUUGAUGAUCAGAUGAAUUGUUUUGUGACCAAGCUUGAAAUUAAUGAUUCUGCUAACCCACCUCGCGCCAUAGGCGUAGGGUUCCUCGACGGCGAAUAUUUGUACAAAGCCAGUCCCUUAUCUAGCAAUGGUAAAGCCGGUGUCCACUGCAUCGUGCGAGGUCAUCAUCGCUCGAGGGUCCCAGUCGACCUACCAGACGUGGGGAAGAACCUUCAAGAUCAAUAUGAAGCAAUGGUACAGGUUCACACCCCGAAGGACCUCUCCUCUCUAAAAGGUUGUACUUUAGGCUUCCAUGGCCGAUCUGAUCCAUGCCUUGCGCGCUGGAUGAAAUCAGUACUCGGCGACCGCGGCAUCUACAGCUCUUCGGGUGUUCUCACAUCGAUGUUCUACAAGAGUACAGCCACUACUAACGACGAAAUUGACAUCAAUCUGUUCUCUGUUUUCACCUGGACUGCGCUUGAAGCUCAUCCUCGAAAUAACGCUGGGACUGUGACACUUUGGUCUGCGGACCCGCUCGAUCCGCCGGAAAUUAUGUCCAAUUACUUCGACACCGGCAUUGGCGACUACAGGGCAGACCUACAGGCUAUGUAUGAAGCACUCGAGCUGGGCUGUAGGGCUUUCAAGCGUCAGCUCCUCCCCGUUUCUGAGGUCCUACCUGGUGCCAACGUUACCUCCCAAGAGGACACAGAGACUUAUAUCAAGGACACCGCAUGGGGACAUCCUUCUAUGCGUACUUGUCUGCUCGGCAGCGAUGAUGACCCGAUGGCCGUGCUUGAUUCAAAGUUCCGGGUUCGUGGGGUGGACCGGUUACGCGUCGUUGACGGCUCUGCGUUUCCUCGUAUACCAGGUACAUUUCCUGCUCUGGCGAUCUAUACAGUGGCCGAAAAGGCCGCAGAUGUGAUUUUGAGUGAGAUCAAUACCGAUUGA
Aspergillus nomiae NRRL 13137 is the source of this 1113-nucleotide messenger RNA. Its product is annotated as glucose-methanol-choline (gmc) oxidoreductase. Gene Ontology annotation, molecular function: oxidoreductase activity, acting on CH-OH group of donors; flavin adenine dinucleotide binding. The transcript has 3 exons. Lineage: Eukaryota; Fungi; Ascomycota; Eurotiomycetes; Eurotiales; Aspergillaceae. Bases 1 to 1113 code for a protein of 370 amino acids. The record is from RefSeq and is a predicted model, not a curated record.